This is a messenger RNA of Tachysurus vachellii, 667 nucleotides long. RefSeq names its product small nuclear ribonucleoprotein D2 polypeptide (gene snrpd2). Bases 154 to 510 code for a protein of 118 amino acids. Lineage: Eukaryota; Metazoa; Chordata; Actinopteri; Siluriformes; Bagridae. Gene Ontology annotation, cellular component: U4/U6 x U5 tri-snRNP complex; U5 snRNP; precatalytic spliceosome. The transcript has 3 exons. Gene Ontology annotation, biological process: spliceosomal snRNP assembly; RNA splicing. The record is from RefSeq and is a predicted model, not a curated record. Gene Ontology annotation, molecular function: RNA binding.
UACAAAAGCUGAGGAGGAGCUUGACCCGGAAAUAGACAGGAUUGUGGCGGUUUAGCACCGGAACUGGCGCCAUCACAAGCUACGUUCAGGCGGCGUGUUAGCAGAUCUGCUACCUGCUUCAUUUUUCAGUUCUAUAACAGAGGAUAAAACAAGAUGAGUCUUUUGAACAAGCCGAAGUCAGAGAUGACCCCUGAGGAGCUGCAGAAGCGUGAGGAGGAAGAGUUCAACACCGGGCCAUUGUCUGUCCUCACACAGUCCGUCAAAAACAACACUCAGGUGCUCAUCAACUGCCGCAACAACAAGAAGUUGCUGGGUCGUGUCAAAGCCUUCGACAGACACUGUAACAUGGUCCUGGAGAAUGUGAAGGAGAUGUGGACUGAGGUGCCCAAGAGCGGGAAGGGAAAGAAGAAAUCCAAACCAGUGAAUAAAGAUCGUUAUAUCUCCAAGAUGUUUCUGAGAGGAGACUCUGUCAUUGUGGUGCUGAGGAAUCCACUGAUCACCGGCAAAUAACAUUGUCAUGCACAUUUUCACACAUUCUCUCUCUCUCUCACACACGCGCACACACACACACACAGAGGUGGCUUGCUCUCAGUGAGAGACAUGGGGUGUAACUGAUUGUCACACUGACUGGUUUGUGGUCUUAAUAAAUGUUUUGUAUUUACAGUCA